Aureobasidium subglaciale EXF-2481 is the source of this 1182-nucleotide messenger RNA. RefSeq lists its product as uncharacterized. The record is from RefSeq and is a predicted model, not a curated record. Lineage: Eukaryota; Fungi; Ascomycota; Dothideomycetes; Dothideales; Saccotheciaceae. The coding region runs from base 1 to 1182 and encodes 393 amino acids. The transcript has 2 exons. Gene Ontology annotation, biological process: mitochondrial transmembrane transport.
AUGGAUCAAGAAACUUCCAUUACCCAAAAGAUGAUGUCUGCCGUCACUGGCAGCAUCCUGACCUCGUUACUUGUCACCCCCCUCGACGUUGUGCGCGUCCGACUACAAGCUCAAUCUGGUCCGUCUCCCUCCAAUGCCUCCACCUCACCCUCUUUUGCGCGCCUUCCUCCCAAUCUCGGCAUCUCCGCUUGCUGUAGAGAAAUCUACUACGUCCCCAACCAGAGCUCAUACUGCAUGGCCUCUUCUGGAGGUCUGGCUGUCGACGAAAUGCUUAUUUCUCAAUGUGUGGCAGAGGAGACUGAGCGACGAACUUUCAACUCCACCAUCGAUGGUCUGAAGAAGAUUGCGAGAAACGAAGGUCUCACAACUCUAUGGCGCGGCUUGAGUCCUACUCUACUCAUGUCCGUCCCGGCCAACGUCAUCUACUUUGCUGGCUAUGACUGGUUGCGCGCAAAUCCGAAUAGUCCCAUGAAGGACCGCGUCUCCGACAACUACGCUCCUCUUUUCGCUGGUUCCAGCGCCAGAAUCCUAGCCGCCAUCGUCGUCGGCCCCGUCGAGAUGUUCAGAACGCGAAUGCAAGCAAGCCACCCUGCAGCUGCCACUCCGACUGGCGUCUUCAGAGACACGUUAUCCGGUGUUCAGGAUAUGGUCAAGACCGAUGGUUACCGCGCCUUGUGGAGAGGCCUUGGUCUUACCCUCUGGCGAGAUGUACCUUUCUCUGCCUUGUACUGGUGGGGUUACGAAUACGGCAGACAGACACUACACAAUGCACGAGAAGGCCCCGCUUCGCACGAACCGACUGGCAGCUUGAAGAACCGCGCAGUCAGCGACCUUGAUCACAAGACGGUCCUGGUAGACAGCUUCGUCGCUGGCGCAAGUGCCGGUGCCGUCGCUGCUUUCGUCACCACUCCCUUCGACGUUGGCAAGACUCGUCAACAAGUCGCUCGCCAUUCGAAAGAUGCUGCUUCUUCAGCUGCUGCAGGAGUGCGCCCCGAGGAACAACUCAUGCCGCGAUUCCUGUGGCACAUUUACAAGACCGAAGGCGCUGCCGGUCUUUUCAAAGGAUGGGGCGCCCGUACCUUGAAGGUCGCACCCGCCUGCGCCAUCAUGAUUAGCAGUUACGAAAUCGGCAAGAAGAUGGCCGGCAGCAUGAACGAGAAGGCUGUCGAUGAAUCAUCAUAG